Messenger RNA from Symbiodinium natans, 291 nucleotides. The record is from the annotation of a GenBank genome assembly. NCBI's taxonomy places the organism in Eukaryota, Dinophyceae, Suessiales, Symbiodiniaceae.
AUGCGGAUCUGGCGAUUCCGGCCAACCUUUGGGCACGACAUGCAACAUGAGUUUGUGGCCAAGAAGAAGGCGGAGUUUGCGGCGCAGUUGGCAGAGAGGGAUCAGAAGAUCCUGGAGCUCGAGGAGCAGCUUGCCGAGGCCCGGCAGCGGGAAGCAGAGCUGCAGCGAAGACUCGCUGAGGCCCACAGCGCGAGCCCCGGGGCACCAACUCCGGCCAUGCCUACCCCUGAGGCUCCCAUGGCAUCCCUGCCCUUGCCAGAGGAGGAAGAGGUGGAGCAACCCCGGGUUUAG